UUUAAAUUUUAUUCCCAAUUCAAAGCUUGUUCGUACAUGCUUGGAAACCUUAAGCUUUGCAUUACCAACAGCUUUAUAUUUUGAUUUCAAAGCUCAAUAUUUCUUGUUUCAAUAUAGUAACAAAGAAGAAUUUAGGGAUAUAUUAAGAGGCUCAGAAUGGGAAAAUUUUAUUAUUAUUUUACUAUCAUUUUUCCGCUUGAAAGGUCAAGAUGCAAUUGACCAGGAAUCCCUUAUAGAACUUGACAAGAGUGAUUGGAAUUUUCUUUCAUCGACCUUUAAACAUUCUAGAUUCAAUUUCAACAACCAUCUUCAGUGUAUUCAACCUUCAGCGAUAGUAGAAAAUGAUGUAAUGAUUAAUUCGUUUAAAAAUUCACAGAGACUUUACGAAGCUUUUUAUACAUAUUAUUGUCAAUUAGAAAAUAGAUAUUCAACAUUUUUACCUUCUAUUCUCAUUUCUCUUCAUUUGGUUUAUCAAGAUUUGAAGUUAAAUUAUACAUCUCAUCAAUAUAUUAAUGAACUUAUUCCGCUGUUGAUGCAGCUAGCUAAAUUCAUAAAAUGGGAUACUUAUGUAGAUUAUUAUAAGCGAAAUUAUGGAAUGAAUCAAUUGAAACUUAUAGAAGCUGUGAUCAUAGAAUCGGUGUUAAAUCCCGACCAUCCCUUUUUUUUUCCACCUGACAUUAAUCAAUGGAUCUUAAAGUGCAUUAAAAAACCAACGGAAGCGAAGGCAUCUUUUCCAACACCUUUGAAUAUUAGUCAAAUUUUUUCUAUCCCAGAAUUAAAUGAAAAUUUGGUUCAUGAUUUUGAUUGUUGUCAGAGAACUCGACAAGUGUGUGCUAUUUAUCACAAAUUAAUUAAUGAGGGGGAAAAGUCAAUGAUUCUUGAAAUAGUGAACAUAGGUUAUACUAUUAAUGAUAUUGAAGCAUUACCGUGCGGUCUUGCGCUUCCUUUACGUGAAGCUAUAAGGAAGUGCCAAGAGGAUCCUCCAAGCGAUUGGCCUGGGGAAGCCUAUAUACUUGUUGGUCGAGAAGAUUUAGCUGAAUUAUCAUUUGGAAUGCCGAUUGGUUAUAUACAUGCCCGUGGUAACAGAAUGGAAACGAAAACAAAAAAUAUUAUGCAAAUUGUUGAAUCGACAAUACCUCCGAUUUCACCACAAGAUCAGAAUGAAGAUAUUAAUGGAACAGAGAUAUCAAAUCAUGAAAUAACAGAUCUAAGGUUUGGCAAUGAUAAAAGAUUGUUAGAAGUACAAAAACUUUUACAAUCUUGUAAUACUAUCAGAGUUGACAUUCCUACAGUAGAUUUAAGCCAGAAUGACGAAAAUUCACCACAGAUACUUGAACGUGUUCAAAUUCAAUGUUUGAAAAAUUUUUCGCAUCCAGUUGGCCGUGCAGUCUUAACUUAUAGCACUGUUACACCAAUAGCCACGGAACCUUUUCCGAUUCCUGGAUUAAGUUUGGCAAUCAAAGUAUUGCCUUUCAACACUCUUGUUCAAGCUGAGCGGGCACUUCGACUACCAGAGUCUGCAGAAUGGCCAGAAUUUCAUGAUGGCGUAGCAUCGGGUUUACGAAUUCCUUCAACCAUUGACAUCGAAGGGUCAUGGAUUUCUCUUAACAAGCCCAAGGAAUUAACAAAUAGCCAUGCUGGAUUUCUUUUGGGAUUAGGAUUGAAUGGUCAUUUGAAGUCUAUGGCAACAUGGCAAGCAGUCGAAUAUUUGAUGAAGACGCCCAAGCAUGAUAUUACAACCAUUGCUUUAGUACUUGGCCUACCAGCUUCUUAUAUUGGAACGAUGAAUGCAGAAAUUAUGAAAUUUAUAGCUGUACAUGUUACUGCUAUGUUCCCACCAAAAUCUACUAGUUUGAAUGUAUCACCUUUAAUUCAAACAGCGUCUAUUCUUGGCUGUGGAUUACUCUAUAUGGGAACAUGUGAUCGAUAUAUGUCUCAGGUCAUGUUAUCUGAAAUUUCGACCAAAGCUUUAAAAAUGUCAGAUAGUUCUGAAACUGAUUUUACAGAAGGUUACUCACUUGCAGCUGGAUUAGCACUUGGAUUCAUAAAUUUGGGUCAAGGUGAUAAUACGCGUGCGUCUAUUGACCUUGAUUUGCUCAAAGAAUUGAGAUUAUAUAUCUCUGGUGAUAAAUACACAACAAAAAAAUUAUCAACAUCAACGCAUAAUACGAAUGUUAGGUCUGAUAACAUUAACAUUAACAUUACAUCACCAGGAGCGACGAUAGCUCUUGGAUUAUUAUAUUUGAAAACCAAUAAUGUUAGUAUUGCAAACAAAAUUCCUAUUCCUGAAACCGAGUUUUUUUUGGAUUAUGUACGACCAGAUUUUCUUUUGAUCCGGACACUUGCAAGAAAUUUGAUAAUGUGGGAUAGUAUUCAAUCUACAAAAGAAUGGGUUGAAAGUCAUGUACCUCAAUAUAUAAAAUCAAAGUUAACACCUAAUCCUGAUAUUAAUUAUGAAAACAUUGAAUCUAUUAAGAGAUCAUAUUAUUAUAUAUUAUCAGGAGCUUGUUUCAGUAUGGCACUUAAAUAUGCUGGAUCUGAUGAUAAAAAGGCCCUUAGAUGUUUACUUUCUUAUCUUGAUUUAUUUAUUGGAUUAGAGAGUACAAGAACAAGAGCAUCAACGUUUGAUGAAAAUAUUACAAUGUCGGCUAUCAAAUCUUGUUUGAACGUUUUAUCUACGAGCGUUUCAAUAGUUGCUGCAGGUAGCGGAAAUUUAGAAGUUUUACGAAGAAUACGUAAACUUCAUCGACAAGAAGUUGAUACCAGUAAUUCAAGCACUAUUUCACAUUCAUAUGGAACACAUAUGGUAACGAGUAUGGCAUUAGGAUUCUUAUUUCUUGGAGGAGGAAAUUUUACACUUUCAACGUCUAAUAAAGCGAUAGCAGGAUUAGUUUGUGCAUUAUUUCCAAGAUAUCCAAUUGAGCCAUAUGAUAAUAGGGCACAUUUGCAAGCUUUUAGACAUUUAUGGGUAUUGGCUGUUGAACCAAGAUGUUUAAUUUUAAGGGAUAUUGAGACCAGGGAAGCUUGUCACGUUCCUGUAAAACUUUUAUUUAAAGAUUAUUAUAAUGCUAUAAAAGUAAUAAGAGAUGAUGGUAGAAAAGAAAUUUUAGUUGAUAGUAAAAACAAAGUAAUAGUUGCACCUUGUUUGUUACCUGAAUCAAAUUUUAUUCAAACAAUUGAAAUUGAUAGUCCAAGAUAUUGGCCUAUAAGAUUGGAAUUUGGAAAAAAUUUAGAAUUUGAUCGCAAAUUUUGGAAAGAUCCAACUAUAUAUACAAAAAGAAAGAUUGGACAUCUAACAAUUUUUUCAUCUGAUCCGCAAGUACAAGCAUUUACACGAUACCUUUGUGAAGAUUUUAAUGCUAAUGAUGAUGGACAAGCAUUAUCAGCAUUUUGUACAGGAAUCCUUUCAGAAUGCUUGAAUGAAGAUAAAGUGGAGGCGAUUCAAAUUUAUCAAAAGCUUUAUCAAAUUCAACAAGACAUAGAGGGAAUUAAUGAAAUGGAUUUAUGGAAUGUUAUGUUAGUUCUUGAGUAUUAUGAAAACAUACCAGAAAUAAUAUAUCGCAAUGAGGAUAAUGCAGAACAUCAAAAAAAUAAGGGUCGAUUAACUGAGAAGAUGCUUAUUAAGAAAGAAUUUAUAGCAUCUUUAAGGCUUUUAAUGGAGAGAUAUUUCGAAAUUUCUUUUGAUACUUUUAUAUUUUUUCUAUCUCAAUAUUCAUCGACAUCAAGCACAACCGACACAAAUACCAGUCAAGUACGAAGAUAUUUUUCAAAAAUUUUAUAUUCCUAUUUUACGAAUACAGAAUUUCCACCUGCUGAACAACUUGGAGGGGAAGAGAGUAAAAGGAAGUUAUUGCAAUAUUUGGCGACAUGGCUUAUCUAUCAUGAGAUACCAGAUAAACAUAUAUUAUUAGAUUCUUUGAAAUAUAUUAGAGAAUUAAGGGAAAAAUUAAGCAUGGAAAUGAUACAAGGUGAAAUAACAAAAGAUGAUGUAGUAUUUCAAAUACUUUCAACGUUUUGGCCGAACCUUUCUAUAAAUACAUUAAAGAUUAUACAAUAUUGUUUGAACUAA
Dentiscutata erythropus is the source of this 4069-nucleotide messenger RNA. The record is from the annotation of a GenBank genome assembly. Lineage: Eukaryota; Fungi; Glomeromycota; Glomeromycetes; Diversisporales; Gigasporaceae.